This is a messenger RNA of Rattus norvegicus (Norway rat), 2655 nucleotides long. Lineage: Eukaryota; Metazoa; Chordata; Mammalia; Rodentia; Muridae. The record is from RefSeq and is a predicted model, not a curated record.
GGUCACAUCCCUAGAAACGGACAGCGUGAUGACUUAGUGGAAACUCCAUCUGUUCGUCGUCUCUGCUUGCUCUCUGGGAUGAACAGCGGGGAUACAGACAACUGUACUGUAUAAUCUGUCUCGAUGUCAAAACUUGUCUUCUAAACUAACAGCUGAACACAGACAAGGUCAUCAAAAAACUUAAGUAAAAUACAGCCUGAAAGGGCCAAGUUCAAUGGGAUAGAUCACUAAGACUCCAAGUAACUUCCCCUGUAUUUGAUUCUUCCAUAGAGCGCCAGCCUUCCCUGCCCUGCUGUCACUCCCCUUUCCUAUUUUGAUUCUAGUCAUCAACAUAGAUGGAAAAGAUUAAUCCACAAACAUUAACUGUUUUGUGCCAGGCAUGCCUGUGAUGUGGCUAUUUUUAACAACAGCUUGUUUGAUACGUGGAACUUUAAGCGCUGGUGGAUUCUUUGAAAAUACAGUGAAUCCCGAAGUGUGGAUGAAUGCUAGUGAAAUAAUCACGUACAAUGGCUACCCAAGUGAAGAGUAUGAUGUCACCACUGCAGACGGGUACAUUCUUGCCAUCAACAGGAUCCCCCAUGGGAGAGGACAGACUGGGCACGCAGGUCCCCGGCCAGUUGUUUAUAUGCAGCAUGCCUUGUUUGCAGACAAUGCCUACUGGCUCGAGAAUUUCCCCAAUGGAAGCCUCGGGUUCCUUCUAGCAGAUGCAGGUUAUGAUGUGUGGAUGGGAAACAGUCGGGGGAACACUUGGUCAAGAAGACACAAAACUCUCUCAGUAAAUGAAGAGAAAUUCUGGGCCUUUAGCUUUGAUGAAAUGGCCAAAUAUGACCUCCCAGGGAUAAUAGACUUCAUUGUGAAUAAAACAGGUCAGGAGAAGUUGUACUUCAUUGGACAUUCACUGGGCACUACAAUAGGGUUUAUAGCCUUUUCCACCAUGCCUGAACUGGCACAGAGAAUCAAAAUGAAUUUUGCCUUGGGCCCUGUGAUCUCAUUCAAAUAUCCCACAAGCAUCUUUACCAGUUUUUUUCUACUUCCAAGAUCCAUGAUCAAGCUUAUGUUUGGUACCAAAGGUUUCUUUUUAGAAGAUAAGAAUGCAAAGAUGUCUUAUGUCACAGUCUGCAACAAAAAGCUGCUCCGACCAAUGUGUAGUGAAUUUAUGUCCUUGUGGGCUGGAUUCAACAAAAAAAAUAUGAAUAUGAGUCGACUGGAUGUGUACAUGUCCCAUGCUCCCACUGGAUCAUCAAUCCAGAACAUUCUGCAUAUAAAACAGCUUUACCAAUCUGAUGAAUUCAGGGCUUACGACUGGGGAAGUGAGGCUGAAAAUAUGAAUCACUACAACCAGAGUCGCCCUCCCUUGUAUGACCUGACUGCCAUGAAGGUGCCCACUGCCAUCUGGGCUGGUGGACAUGAUGUGCUUGUCACUCCUCAAGAUGUAGCCAGGAUACUUCCCCAAAUUACAAAUCUACGCUACUUCAAGCAAUUUCCAGAAUGGAACCAUUUUGAUUUUGUCUGGGGCCUGGAUGCCCCUCAAAGACUAUACAGUAAAAUCAUAGGUUUGAUGAAAGAGUAUCGCUAAAUACAAUCUAUCUAUUUUUCAGUCAAAAUUUGCUUCCAGGCCCAUGAGAGGCUUUAGGAAAACCUGUGGAGAAUGCAGAGCUUUCUUCCAGCAUUCACUUACUAUUGCUAAAGUGGUGCUGGGACUCAGUGCUCCACCCAGGAGAGAGUUGACUUGUCCUGCUCUUGUCUCAAAGGGAAGUCUAAAUCUGAAGGGUCAGGGUGUUACCCUCCUGAUGAGAAUCAGGAGCAGGCCUUCUUUUCAACCCAAGAUGAUCUAGUGAACACUUCUCUACUACCUGCACAAUUGAGAGAAUUCUUAGGAGAGGAUUUUCACGAAGGCGGAGGAUGGCGCUCUGGUAGGUAGGAUGCACAAAAUCAUGGAUUUGAACUUCAUAUAUACACUCUCUUGGGUUUUUUUCUUUUUCAAAGAAUUGACCCUAAGCAUGGGAAUGUGGCCUACAGAGAAAGGCUCUGUCAAGGUAAUCAUUUGGAUACACAUGUGUGGCUCUGACUACCUGCAUUCACAAUUUGGCCAGAAGGCAUUAUAAAUAAGAGACAAAAGAAAUCUUAGCUCCCAUCAACAAGCAUAAAAGAAAAUAGUAGUGUGGAAUACAACUGAAAAUUGUCUUCCAGAAGCUUAUUGUAUUACUACAAACCGGCAAGGGGACAGAGACACAACAUUUGGAAAAAUGAACUAGAGAUAAAUUGUCUGUUACUAAAAUUGUCUACUCUAGGACAAGGACUAAACGAAUGAUAAGUUAAAAAGACUAACUAUAGCAGUGUAUUAGAGCCAGCUACGAAAAAGCAAGAGUCUUGGGUUAUAAUAGUUGUAUUCAUGUGACAUUUAAAGCUGCUUCUGGAAAGCCUAAUUUAGAACUAGGAAAUGAAAUGCAAAGAAAAAGGAAGAGAGGAAGGAAGGAAGGAAGGAAGGAAGGAAGGAAGGAAGGAAGGAAAGAAGGAAGGAAGGAAGGAAAGAGAAAAGAAGGAAGGAAGCUAGCUAGCUAGCUAGCAAGCUGUGUUUGGGCUAAGACAGCUCCAUGGGUAAGAACACUUGCUGUGUAAGCAUGUCGACUUGAAUUCAAAUAAAAGUCUGAGUGU